GGUGUAUUUAUCUACAUUGUUUGUAAUGAAACACGAAUAAGUGUCGGCACAUACAAGUAUCUGAUGAUUUCAUUCAGUAUUUGUAACAUCCUCUAUUCGUCUGCUGAAUAUUUCAGCCAACCGGCUGUUCACAUCUAUGGAACAUCAUACAUAGCCUAUAGCAAUGGUUUUCUCGCUCAUGCAAAACCCUGAGGCAGCUAUACCAUUUUUGUUAGCGUACUUGCCACGCUUUGUUAUGUUUUUCGCCGUAAUCAUGGGAUAUCCUCCACCGAGAAUUUAUUCUUUUGUUCCUCUCGUCAUAACCUUGUACACAGUCCUGGAUCCCAUUGCCAUUAUUAUAUUCAUAAAGGACUACAGAAGAGCUGUGGGAAAGUUGAUUAGGAAACCGUACGAACUUUUGAAGACUUUACAAGUACGACCUGUGCCUGCUAUUCGAUUGUCAGACUGCAACGAAAGUUCUUCACCUUUAAAUGUUGAUGGAGUUUUAAUUGCUUAA
Molecule: messenger RNA, 496 nt
Organism: Cylicocyclus nassatus
Lineage: Eukaryota; Metazoa; Nematoda; Chromadorea; Rhabditida; Strongylidae
Source: the annotation of a GenBank genome assembly